Molecule: messenger RNA, 1542 nt
Organism: Mucor velutinosus
Lineage: Eukaryota; Fungi; Mucoromycota; Mucoromycetes; Mucorales; Mucoraceae
Exons: 5
Coding region: 1-1542 (513 amino acids)
Source: RefSeq, a predicted model, not a curated record
AUGUGCAAUCCUUCUCUGUCUCCUUUUUAUCUUUGCGACCAUGUCAGAUUUAAGGAGGGAUGUCUACAACGAGAUACCGACUGGAUACAUCGUCUCAGUCCUCUGAUGAAUAUUCUGCAGCAAUUUCCUGCUCCUCCUGUACCUCAACAUUUCUCAGAUACGAAUGCCUUUGGCAAUGAUGGAAGCCAUCGAUUGAACGAAAUAACCAUUUCUGGAUCCAAUGCUCCAACAUUGAAUAGCUACCCAAUGGCAACAAACGCCUCUGCACAGAAACCAAAUGAAAAUAGCAACCAUACCACAGAUCAUCAGUCGAGUACUGCUUCUUCUCCUGCUGCUCAGAGUGAAGCAAGCAUCACCAAUGCAUAUGCGCUGAAUACAGGGUCUACGUUUGUGGACAAACCUGAGAAAAAGACGCCUACCAUUGACCUUGCUGGUUUGAAUUCGACGUUACCCAAUGGAACACAACAGAUUGAAUUCAGUAGUACGGGUGUGGUUAUUCAUGCAGGCUUGAUUCUAAACAUCAUUGAUUCCAAUAUCUUGAGUAUGAAACUGUCAAACCCGAUAGCAAAGGCAUAUUAUCGUAUCAAUGGCAUUAUGGUUCAGAUCGGGAAGGGCUAUUUGAACUACCAAUUCAUCCCGAAAAAGAGUAAUAUCAACUUUACCUAUCCCUUCCAGAUUGACUAUAACCCUUCUGAUCCAAAUUCGAGAUAUUUACUGAGUAGUAUUUCAGACAAGUGUGGAUUUACAGGCAACCCGCCUUCUGACAUUGACAUCACGUAUGAUGUAUCGCUAAAUGCUCAAGUGUUGUUUGUGCAUGUCAGCCCAACCAUAGCAUCAUCCGCUAGCUUUGCUUGUCCAUUUCAGAAUGGCCAAAUACCUGGCUUGUCAUCUACUGGACCAUCAGGCGAAGGCGGAUUAGAUGGCAUUCUAGGCGGUCUAGGUGCUCAGGUUAACGAGACCCCCAGUACAACUACGCAUGUCACUGCCAGAGCCACUGCUUUGCCAUCAUCCCUGUCGAUAACUGCGCAUCCAUCCAUAGUAAGAUCGACGUCUAGGAGCAUCACAUCUACCCUGCUUCCAAUCAUCACUGCACAAUCUGCACGUAUCAGUGUCAGCAGCGUUGUACCCACUGCUACUUUAAGUGCAUCCUCUGCAGUUCUUCUGUCUUCAGCUUCACCGUCUACUAUUGUAGCAUCUCGUACUGCUACUGCUACUACUAUAAGCAGUGUACUAUUACUUAUCUCUACAUUUGUUGCCCAUAUAUCAGUCAGUGCUCUUCCUACAGCGUCCUCAGCUGUUGUACCUACUCCUUUCACCAGUGCUCGGCCCCGAGUGAUGUUUUCCUCAACAAACAUUCAGCCAAACAGUAGGACAGCAUUAGCAACGCACGCCAGCUCCAUUCCAGCUACAUCAGCCAGACCUACAACUACCAUCAGAACCAGCGCAACAUGCCCAAUACCUACACCUGAAGGCAACGAAGAUGAUGGUGAUGGUGAUGAUGGCGAUGAUGGCGAUGAUGGAGACGAUAAUACCGAUCAAUAA